CCAAGUCUAUUGCCGAACAAAAGAGAUUCCCAUUUGCCACUGACAACGACAGCACAAAUGAAGAGCUAGCUAUAGCAUAUGUGUUGGUUGGCAGCGGCCUCUAUGAUGAAGCCAUAAGACAUUUUUCGACGAUGCUUCAGGAGGAGCCUGAUCUGGUUAGUGCAAUUUAUGGCCGAGGGAUAGCCUAUGGAAAGAAGGGACUACAUGACAUUAAGAAUGCUGAACUUGCUCUGUUCGAACUGAGCCGAGUAAUUACCUUGGAACCAGAUCGUCCAGAGGUAUUUGAGCAGCGAGCAGAAAUUCUGUCUCCUCUGGGACGAAUUAAUGAAGCCGUGAAUGACCUCACUAAAGCUAUUCAGCUGCAGCCCUCAGCACGGCUGUACAGACACCGAGGGACGCUGUACUUCAUAUCAGAGGAUUAUGCAACAGCCCACGCAGACUUUCAGCAGUCCCUAGAGCUCAACAGAAACCAGCCCACAGCUAUGCUGUACAAAGGGUUAACUUUCUUCCACAGAGGACUUUUGAAGGAAGCUAUUGAAUCCUUCAAAGAAGCUUUGAAGCAGAAAGUUGAUUUUAUUGAUGCAUAUAAAAGUCUAGGGCAGGCCUAUAGAGAACUGGGCAACUUUGAAGCAGCCACUGAGAGCUUUCAGAAGGCUCUGCUGCUCAACCAGAAUCACGUGCAGACCCUCCAGCUCCGCGGAAUGAUGCUUUAUCACCAUGGCAGCUUGCAGGAGGCCCUGAAGAACUUCAAGCGCUGUCUGCAGCUGGAGCCGUACAACGAGGUAUGCCAGUACAUGAAAGGACUCAGCCACGUGGCCAUGGGACAAUUUUACGAAGGGAUAAAAGCACAGACGAAAGUUAUGCUCAACGAUCCUCUCCCAGGCCAGAAGGCCAGCCCAGAGUACCUGAAAGUGAAGUAUCUCCGAGAGUAUUCUCGCUACCUUCACGCACACCUGGAUACUCCCCUUACGGAGUACAACAUCGACGUGGACCUGCCUGGAAGCUUUAAAGACCACUGGGCUAAGAACCUGCCCUUCCUCAUAGAAGACUACGAGGAGCAGCCCGGGCUGCAGCCGCACAUCAAAGACGUGUUACAUCAGAACUUUGAGAGUUACAAGCCAGAGGUCCAGGAGCUGAUUUGUAUAGCUGAUCGUCUGGGAUCCCUGAUGCAAUACGAAACACCCGGUUUCCUGCCAAACAAGAGAAUACACAGAGCCAUGGGCCUGGCGGCUUUGGAAGUCAUGCAGGCUGUACAGCGCACGUGGACCAACUCAAAGGUUCGGAUGAACGGGAAGACACGGCUGAUGCAGUGGAGAGACAUGUUUGACAUUGCAGUAAAGUGGAGACGGAUUGCUGACCCAGACCAGCCGGUGCUAUGGUUAGACCAGAUGCCAGCACGAAGUCUCAGCAGAGGUUUCAACAAUCACAUCAACUUAAUCAGGGGUCAGGUGAUUAACAUGAGAUACCUGGAAUAUUUUGAGAAAAUUCUUCAUUUUAUUAAAGACAGAAUCCUGGUGUAUCAUGGAGCUAAUAAUCCUAAAGGAUUGUUGGAAGUCAGAGAAGCUCUGGAAAAGGUGCACAAAGUAGAAGACCUCCUUCCAAUUAUGAAGUUUAAUACUAAAACGAAGGAUGGGUUCACUGUGAACACAAAAGUUCCCAGCCUCAAAGACCAAGGGAAGGAGUAUGAUGGCUUCACAAUUACUAUCACAGGAGACAAGGUUGGCAAUAUACUAUUUUCUGUGGAAACGCAAACCACAGAAGAGCGAACACAAUUAUAUCACGCCGAAAUAGAUGCACUUUAUAAAGAUCUAACAGCAAAAGGGAAGGUACUGAUUCUCUCAUCAGAAUUUGGGGAGGCUGAUGCUGUUUGCAACUUAAUCUUAUCCUUAGUUUAUUACUUUUAUAAUUUAAUGCCGCUCUCUCGUGGAUCCAGCGUAAUAGCUUACUCAGUGAUCGUGGGAGCGUUGAUGGCAAGUGGAAAAGAAGUAGCAGGAAAAAUUCCCAAAGGAAAGUUGGUUGACUUUGAAGCUAUGACCGCCCCUGGUUCAGAGGCCUUCAGCAAAAUAGCUAAAAGCUGGAUGAACUUGAAAAGUAUCUCACCUUCUUAUAAGACCCUGCCAUCCGUGUCAGAGACGUUCCCAACGUUAAGAUCCAUGAUCGAGGUGCUAAACACAGACUCCUCUCCACGUUGUCUUAAGAAACUCUAGUUACGCUGUGGUAUUUAUACAAGUAAAGGGCCGGACCUCUUGCUUCUUAAGUUAUUUUUUAAAACAUGGAAUUAUCAAGAAAAUUAGGUCCUUUAUUACUUUUGAUACCAAUUUUUGAUAGGAAUUGAAUACUUGAAAUCAUUUUCUUUACUCUUCGGAACCAUAACAAAAAUCAUGGCAGAGAGUUUUGCUGGGACAGAAAAGCUCUGUGUCCGGGAGGGGAGGCGUGUGUGGUAGCCGGCGGCCUGUUGGUUUCAUACAGCUCCAUCCUCGCAGUGGAAAAAGGCUACUUCAGAAACCAAAAAGUGAUCAUUAAAAGGAACAAGACAGACAACAAAAGGAGAGUGUUUUCAUUCCUUCAAAGAUCUGGAGAUUUUUCAAAGACCUUCUUUUUAUGCGUAUUGUGACAAGGCAUCUUGCUUCCACCUCCCGUGUUGGAACCGUGGAAGACUCGUGGCCAUCAGCCUGUGCCCGGAGCUCACGGCCGGGAACACCCCCGUUGAGUGAUGCAGACAGUAUUUGCCAGUGACUCAAACACUGAAUUAUUGAACCAUGUUUGUUUUCUUUUGGUUUUUUUCCUCUUUGUUGGAAAAAAAAUAAACAGGGGUGAUUUCUCUAAAUCACCGGUUUUCGACACUG
Vicugna pacos (alpaca) is the source of this 2846-nucleotide messenger RNA. The record is from RefSeq and is a predicted model, not a curated record. NCBI's taxonomy places the organism in Eukaryota, Metazoa, Chordata, Mammalia, Artiodactyla, Camelidae.